AUAGUCUCUUCAGCGAGUGGUAAGACGCCUUCAGCUGCCGUUGCUCCUUCACUUUGCAUCUACCUUCAAAUCCACCGCCGCGAAAAUGGUGUUCAAGAGGUACGUGGAGAUUGGGAGAGUUGCACUUGUCAACUACGGAAAAGAUCAUGGAAAGCUUGUCGUCAUCGUCGACGUCGUUGACCAGAACAGGGCUUUGGUAGAUGCUCCUGAUAUGGAGAGAAUCCAGAUGAACUUCAAGAGGCUGUCUCUUACCGAUAUCGUGAUUGAGAUCAACAGAGUGCCUAAGAAGAAGGCUUUGAUCGAGGCCAUGGAAAAGGCUGACGUGAAGAACAAGUGGGAGAAGAGCUCAUGGGGUAGGAAGCUCAUUGUUCAGAAGCGUAGGGCUAGCCUCAAUGACUUCGACAGGUUCAAGAUCAUGUUGGCCCAAAUCAAGAAAGCUGGCGUUGUCAGGCAAGAGCUUGCUAAACUCAAGAAGGUGAUCACUGCUUGAUCAGAUUGAGUACUAUCUGCUUAUCUGUUUUUUUUUUGUACUUUUGAUUGGCAAUUAGUGUUUUUACGAAUCUCAACAUCAAUAUCUAUCUACACUGUUGUCGGAUUUUGAAACCUUGUUUCUUAAAAUUUAGUUUGUUAUUUCAUCUUUA
Messenger RNA from Brassica oleracea var. oleracea, 641 nucleotides. RefSeq names its product 60S ribosomal protein L14-2-like. The coding region runs from base 86 to 490 and encodes 134 amino acids. The record is from RefSeq and is a predicted model, not a curated record. Gene Ontology annotation, biological process: ribosomal large subunit biogenesis; translation. Lineage: Eukaryota; Viridiplantae; Streptophyta; Magnoliopsida; Brassicales; Brassicaceae. The transcript is spliced from 5 exons. Gene Ontology annotation, cellular component: cytosolic large ribosomal subunit; ribosome. Gene Ontology annotation, molecular function: RNA binding; structural constituent of ribosome.